AUCAAGAAGGGAUUAUGGACUCUCCUCUAGAGAAGAAAGGGGGAUUAAAAACCACCAGAAGGCUGAAUUCAGGGGUUUUGGAGUGAAGAGGCUGCAAAUUGAUGCUGAAACCUGCUGAAGUCAACCACAGCUGGAAAGAGACGUCUGUUUCCAACAGCUCUCCCUCCCUCCAUCCCACCAUUCAUCCAUCAUGUCAGAGCCGUCUCCAGGCUGGUGGAAGCUGACUUUCCUGAGGAGAAAAAAAUCCCAGCCCAAGGUUCUGUAUGAAAUCCCUGCAGAGUUUGUUUCCAACGCCUCCACCGGUCAGCAUGGGUCCGGCCCGGCCACGGGAGCUGCCGCCCACCCAGAGGACAUGGUGCACGACUCUCAGCUGGACGCCCGACUGGAGAGGAUCAUGGAUAAAACAGCCAGCAAAGGGCGCCAGGUCAAAGUUUCUCACUCUGGAAGGUUUAAGGAGAAGAAGAAAGUGCGAGCCACUCUGGCGGAGAACCCAGAGAUGUUUCCAGGAGAGGACGCUGCCAGAGAUGACAACCAGAUGGCUGGGAAGUGA
Perca flavescens (yellow perch) is the source of this 550-nucleotide messenger RNA. It is a transcript of the gene prr15la, whose product is annotated as proline rich 15 like a. The record is from RefSeq and is a predicted model, not a curated record. The transcript is spliced from 3 exons. Lineage: Eukaryota; Metazoa; Chordata; Actinopteri; Perciformes; Percidae. The coding region runs from base 191 to 550 and encodes 119 amino acids.